AUGAUCGUUCUUACAGGUACCUCAGGCGGCCUUGCCGGUGUGGUUCUAGACACAAUUCUAGACAAAAAACUUCUUCCUCCUUCUUCGUUUCGCAUAUCAAGCUCGAGCAACACUAUCUCGGCAAGGGCAAACGAGGCGGGUAUUGAGGUUCGCUAUGGUGAUAUGACAAAACCGGAGACACUUCUACAGUCAUUUGCUGACGCAGACCUUAUUUCUGGUUUCAUAUCCAUCGCUAAGGCGGCGGGAGUCCAGCAUGUGAUUUAUACCUCUCUGACGUUUGGUGGCCCGACUGGUGAUCAGACCAUUGCUGGGGUAAUGAAAGCUCAUGUGGAAACCGUCCGGUACCUGAAGGCUUCUGGUCUUUCCUGGACGAUCGUACGUCAGGCGACGUACGCACACUUAUGGAAUCUUUUUGCCGGAUUCCUCCAACUUGAAGGGAACGGUGAUUGCGAUGUGGUCAUACCGUAUGGUGGCCCAAAUAGUUGGGCUAGCCGAGAUGAUCUAGGUGAAGCAACAGCAGUGAUAGUCUCCCGCUGGCAUGAUUAUGUGGGCCAGACUGUCAAUUUGACCGGGCCGCGCCUGUUGAAUGUCGAGGAAAUUAUCGAACUGUAUUCCAAGUACACUGGCCGUCACGUUAAUGUUCGAGUGGUCGAAGCAACCAAGGCUAUUGAACACCACAGAGUUCAUAAGACCCUACCUCCCGAGCAGGAAGAAUUUCUUCCUAACUGGGCAUCGUGGUAUGAUGCUAUGGCUAGUGGUGAAACUGAUUAUCUUGAUCCAACACUUGAACAGUUGCUUGGAAGGAAGCCGCAAGAUAUUCAGGAUAUGGAAGCAGCUCUCUUCACGGGGAAGACUAAUAUUCUGGACACCAAGGACUUCGUGUGA
Messenger RNA from Penicillium daleae, 885 nucleotides. RefSeq lists its product as uncharacterized. NCBI's taxonomy places the organism in Eukaryota, Fungi, Ascomycota, Eurotiomycetes, Eurotiales, Aspergillaceae. The transcript has 4 exons. Bases 1 to 885 code for a protein of 294 amino acids. The record is from RefSeq and is a predicted model, not a curated record.